GGCGACCCCCUAGCGCAGAAGCGCUCGAGGCCCUACGGCGCUCGCUCGCUCGCUCUGACGGGGAUGCUUCGGAGAGGCCCGACGGAGCAAUGGACUUGGACGAGGCCUUCGGCUUGGUGGGGGAGUUCGGCCCCAGGCAGAAGCAACUCACCGCGUUCCUGGUGCUGCUGCAGGUGUUUGUGGCCUUUCAAUCUAUGCUUAUUGUGCUAGUGGGAGCAGUGCCGGAAUAUCAUCUCGACCUGGAGGAGAUUCAAACUAGUAGGGAGGCUCUAGCAAAACAUGUCAGGUUUACCAGCAACUUCACAUCCAUAGCAACAGAGUGGUAUUUAAUCAGAGAUGAAGCAUAUAAGGUGAGCCUGGCAGCAUCCUUGUACUUUGCUGGGUUGCUUAUUGGAAAUAUAUUAUUUGGUCAACUAUCAGAUAAACUGGGCAGGAAGCCUGUGUAUCUAACAGGUCUUUUCUUAGAUGUCAUUUUUGGGUAUGUUUCAGCAUUUGCUCCAAACUAUGACAUUUUUGCAAUGUCACGCUUUUUCGUUGGAAUUACAAAUGGUGGUAUGUCUCUAGUGUCUUUUGUUUUGACACAAGAAUAUGUAGGAAAAUCCUUUUGGGCGUUGACAGGCUCAUUAACAAAUUUCACAUUUGCAGUUGGCAUAGCGAUUUAUGCAUUAUUGGGUUAUUACAUAAGAGAGUGGCGUUUCCUUGCCUUCGUGUCAAAUUCUCCAGGACUUUUCUUUCUCCUUCUCUCUUUCAUGCUUCCAGAAUCACCAAGAUGGUUAUACUCCCAAGGGAAGACAACAGAAGCAGAGAAUGUGCUACAAUACAUAGCCCUUGGUAAUGGGAAAGAAAGACUGUCUGUGAAACUGAAGCAAUGCACAGGAGCAGUAAAAAAGGAUGAUUCAGCAUCUGGUGUCCGAAGCCUCGUUAAGCAUCCAAUCCUUCGGUGGCGCACUGUCAUCUUGAUGUAUAUUUGGUAUGUGUGCAGCCUUAUCUAUUAUGGCUUAACGCUGAAUGCUGGUGAAUUAGGAGGAAACCUGUAUCUAAAUGUGGCUCUUUCUGGCCUUGUAGAAGUUCCAGCAUUUCCACUCUGCAUGUUCUUCAUUGAAAAACCAUGGUCAGGAAGACGUAAAAGUACAACUGCUUUUUUGAUAUUUUCAGGCCUUGCCUGUAUAUUCACCUUGUUCCUACCAGAAAAUAGAGGUGGAUUUUUAUUCAGUCCCAGCAUCUUAGCUUUAUGUGGGAAAUUGACUGUAAGUGCUGCUUUCAACAUCAUAUAUAUUUACACUUCAGAACUCUACCCAACAGUAGUGAGAAAUGCUGGCUUAGGCGUAUGUUCAAUGACUUGUAGAUUUGGUGGUAUUUUGGCUCCAUUUGUCCCUUCCCUGAAAUCCCUUGGCCCAUCUGUACCAUUUGUGGUCUUUGGAAUCAGUGGAUUGUCAGCUGGUUUUCUUACUCUUCUACUACCAGAAACUCUGAAUAAACCCAUUGCAGAGACCAUUGAAGAUUUGCAGAUACCUACCUACCAAAUACUUAAAAGCAAAAAGGCAGAGUAAAUCAGUUAGAAGAAAGCAAUUAGUGUGCAAAAACCAUAUCUUGGUUGAAAAUGACAACAGUACUUCCUCUGUUGAGGUGUGGUGCCAUCAAGAUUCAACUCUAAAAGUAUUUUGGGAAUCCCAGUACACUCAAUAAUGUGAACUUAAAUUGUGAAUGGGGGGGGGGGCGGGUUAUACACACUCACGAGGAACAAUGAAGGAGUGAAAUAUCUACCUUAAACUGUCACACUCUAUAAACGUUAUAGGGCAUUCAGAAUUACCUGGUGAUUUAUGUCUUUGGUAACAAAAGGAGGACCAGUCCUAUAUUGAUUAGAUGACUUGACUGUGUAAGUGUCAAAUUAUACUGGGGAUUUUUAUGGUAAUCCUAAACAUGCAAGCAAGAGAAAGGUAUUUAAUUGGUGCAUCUGGCUUAUUUAAAUAGGCUCAGGAUAUCCUUAGCACACGCUUCUUAAAGCACCUUCAGAAUGGAGGGUUACAGGUCAGCCUGGAAUAUUUAGGCGUUCUCGAAGCCACCAACAUGAGUCUGACCAAACUGUGGGAGGCAGUGGAAGACAGGAGUGCCUGUCGUGCUCUGGUCCAUGGGGUCAUGAAGAGUCAGACACGACUAAAUGACUAAACAACAACAACUUUUUACACUCUUCAUGAUGCCAAUAUUUUUGUAUUUAUGUUUUAAGAUGAAUGUCCCACAAUAUUUAUAAAGACCAAAGAUGCCUUUUGUUACUGUUUCAAACUGUUGCUGCAAUAUGACUUGUCUGUAGUAAGAAUUGAAUAUAUUGCAGUACCAACCUGCUGUUAGAAACAGUUAAGUGCUCAUUUAGGAAAUGCAGGUUUUUUGUGAAGCAAGUUAUCAAUGACUUUCCAUGUAUCAUGGCAGAAAGUGUUAUAUAUGAUUAUGGGUUGGAUACAAAUAUGCCCAUCCAUCUGCAGAAAGGUUCUCCGCUCAGAAGGGCUGUUAUGUAGCCCACAUCAGUGGCAUAAAGUAUAAAAGUGAAAGUAAAUCCAAAACUGUUCAUCUUUUUGCACAAGAGCUUUUUGCAUAAACUGAAUCAUGAGAAACACCAUAGACCAGGCAUAGGCAAACUCGGCCCUCCAGAUGUUUUGGGACUACAACUCCCAUCAUCCCUAGCUUGCAGGACCAGUGGUCAGGGAUGAUGGGAGUUGUAGUCCCAAAACAUCUGAAGGGCCGAGUCUGCCUAUGCCUGCCCUACUACACUAUAGCAUUGCAUGAGCUGCAAACUGUUUGUAAUGUUGCAUUGCCACUUCUUUUCCUUACGGUUCUUUGAAUCCAGUCCUAACAAGAGUUUUCACAAUAUGACAUCAUACCAAAGGGAUUUCUUUUCAUUUUGCCUUUGAUAUAUGGGACAAUUGAAGGUUAAAAUGGUGUUUUGAUAGCCUGCUAGAAACAAGGCCCACAAUUUAUAGCAUUCAAGCAGACUGCUGUCAGCUGUCAAAUCAUUUGGGUGUCUGGCAAAGACUCAGCUGACAACCAUCUACCUUUACAGUUUAUGAUUUCAGUGUCAACUAUUAAAAUAAAGCAUAGCAAAAUAAUAAUGAUAAAACACCCUUACGAUACCUGGCUUACAAUCCUUUAAAUAUCUAUUAUUUAUUUAAACACCUUGCUUCAGCACUUGGUUAUUAAACUUGAUUGGGUUUGUGGGGCUUUUUAAAUAUACUUCUGCAUAUUUCAUUUUUUAAAGCCCCAAAACAGCAGCCAGAACUUUUUGUCCAUGUCAUUGGGUAAUUCAUUAAUUUAUGAUGGUGUUCAUGUCCAAACAACAGAAAAAAAGAUGGAAGACCCAUUUUUAAUGUGGAGUUUUGCUUAUAAUUAUGGAAAGCUUUAUAAAUCUAUAUUUUUGUAAGAGAAAAUAUAGCUCCUGUGGAAGCAGAAGUGAGUUGCUCCAUCAGCUUACUGACACAUAAUGAAAUAGUUCUCAUGUCUGAUAAAUAAUAAUGUAUCUUUAAUGAGGCUGUUUCAUUCCAAUGAUGUUUCAAAUGGCUAAUAAAAACACAUUUUAAA
This is a messenger RNA of Zootoca vivipara (common lizard), 3567 nucleotides long. Its product is annotated as solute carrier family 22 member 15-like. NCBI's taxonomy places the organism in Eukaryota, Metazoa, Chordata, Lepidosauria, Squamata, Lacertidae. Gene Ontology annotation, biological process: transmembrane transport. Gene Ontology annotation, molecular function: transmembrane transporter activity. Gene Ontology annotation, cellular component: membrane. The record is from RefSeq and is a predicted model, not a curated record.